Molecule: messenger RNA, 3881 nt
Organism: Ruditapes philippinarum (Manila clam)
Lineage: Eukaryota; Metazoa; Mollusca; Bivalvia; Venerida; Veneridae
Product: serine/threonine-protein kinase Nek8-like
Exons: 16
Coding region: 119-2185 (688 amino acids)
Biological process (GO): protein phosphorylation
Molecular function (GO): ATP binding; protein kinase activity
Source: RefSeq, a predicted model, not a curated record
AACCAGUCUACCGGAUGUUGAUAGUCAAUUACUGUCAAAAUAGUAAACAUUCGGCAAUUUGACCAUUUAAUUAAUUCUUUAUUUCAUAGCAGCAACAGUUAUGUGACUCUAAAUAGUCAUGGAAAACUACGAAAAGAUAAGAGUUGUAGGCAGAGGUGCAUACGGGACAGUACAUUUAUGUAAGAGGUUAAGUGACAAGAAGCAUGUGAUAAUUAAGCAGAUUCCAGUAGAACAGAUGACCAAGGAUGAGAGACAGUCUGCCCUAAAUGAAGUUAAGGUGUUGUCUAUGUUGAGUCAUCCAAAUAUUAUUGAAUACUAUGAGAAUUUUCUCGAGGAUAAAGCUCUUAUGAUCGUGAUGGAAUAUGCACAAGGUGGAACUCUAUUGGACUAUUUACAGUCACAGAACAACAGGCUCUUAGAAGAGGAGGAAAUCUUGCUGUUCUUUGCACAGAUGUUACUUUCCAUACAGCAUGUUCAUUCUAAACAAAUUCUUCACAGAGAUCUAAAAACACAGAAUAUAUUGCUGGACAAGAAAAAGAAAGUGGUGAAAAUUGGGGACUUUGGUAUCUCAAAAGUUCUAAGCAGUAAAAGCAAAGCCUAUACAGUUGUGGGUACGCCAUGUUAUAUAUCACCAGAACUAUGUGAAGGCAAACCAUAUAAUCAAAAGAGUGACAUCUGGGCUCUAGGAUGUGUACUGUAUGAGUUGGCCAGUUUAAAGAGAGCAUUUGAAGCUGCGAAUUUGCCAGCCUUGAUCUUGAAAAUAAUGAGAGGCACAUUUGCGCCAAUAUCAGAACAUUAUAGUGAAGAGUUACGGUCCCUGAUACUAAGUAUGCUUCACCUUGACCCAAAUAAAAGACCAGACAUCAAUCAGAUCAUGGCACAGCCAAUCAUCAUCAAUGCUCUCAUUAAUAUACAUACAGACAUGGGAAAAGUUCCAUGUGCAAGAAUGCACAGACCAGUGACCCCUGCAUUACCAUCAACUGCCAGGAAUAGAUUAAGAGGCAGUGCCGUAAGUGUAAGAGAUUCCCUGCCAAGCAAGCCACAAUCUAUGAGUAGUGUUUACUGUUGGGGUGGUGGAUUUAACACACCAAUCAAGCUACCACUACCCACCAAUGAUACACAAGUUGUAGAGGUGUCUGCUGGUAGAACACAAAAAGCUGCUGUCACAAAGAAUGGUCGACUCUUCAACUGGGAGUCACCAGGUGUCGGGGCUGAUUCACUCAUACCAGGAUCUCUUGACACGACCACUCCAGGAUUCAUACCACGGUUUCUGGAAGGUCAGUCAGCAGUAGCCAUACAACAUGUAGCUUGUGGGGACCUGUUUACAGCAUGCCUGACAGACCGAGGGAUCUUGAUGACUUAUGGCAGUGGCGCCAAUGGCUGUCUAGGUCAUGGCAACUUGAAUGAUGUUACUCAGGCCAAGAUUGUGGAAGCUUUACUUGGAUAUGAGGUGGUUCAAGUGUCAUGUGGUGCAUCACAUGUUUUGGCUGUGACCAAUGAGAAUGAAGUAUUUGCUUGGGGGCGUGGUGAUAAUGGUCGCCUUGGUUUAGGCACUCAAGAUUCACACACAACACCCCAGGCUGUGCAGUUUCCGGAAGGGGUAAGCCCAUGUAGUGUGAAUUGUGGAGUAGAUUGUUCCAUGGUUAUCACCCUUGACAACAAACUCUUCUGCUGCGGAAACAACAGGUACAAUAAGUGUUGUUUAGAUGAAAUCAAUCAAGAAGGGCAGACAAUCAGAUUGGUAGAGGAAGUUAGACAGUUUACAAAAGUUACCUCCCCUCCAAUAGGAAAUGCCUUAGUGAAAACUGUAUCCAUGGGAACUUCACAUUCAGCCAUUGUCACAGUUGAUGGUGAGCUGUAUACAUGCGGUGCUAACCAGUUCGGUCAACUCGGCUACCAGACAGACUUCAAUAAUAAACAAGCUAGUCAGGUAGAGGCAUUAAAGGACGUGAAAAUACAUAUGGUUGCCUGUGGCGAUACUUUCACUACAGCUGUCUCGCAAGAAGCAGAAGUAUUUUCAUUCGGUAAGAGUGCAAGAGGUCGAUUAGGGAGGUCAGAUCCUGAGACGAUGACACCGAAGCGUAUCAACAUAGUCAGUGAUGAAUUAUUCUCUGUAGUUUCUAUCUCAUGUAGUCAUGGUUCAACACUCCUGGCCACUAGACCCCUGCAAGGAAUGGUUGAUUGAUGGCAUUAGAAAGGCUUUUGUUGGCUUAUCAGCUUUAUGCUUAGUAAAUGGGGUUAGUUGACCUUGACCAAAGAUCAAAGAUAGUUGAGAGAAAAAAUCACAAUGAUUUCCUGGAGAUACAUGAGCUGUCAGCAACAACAUUUACAACAACAGAAAGAAGGAAAUAUUUUAUGAAUGUGUAGUUGUUGAUAUCCAAUUAGGAAAUUCUACAUAUUUUUUUCUGUCAGCAAAUUAGUAUUACGCAGUAUGGACCUCCAAAAGAAAAUAUAAGUUUGGAGAAAGGGAAAUCAUUGCAGAAUAUUUUAAACAUAAAAAAGAACAAAAACACUGUGCUAUGCAUAAUAACCAAAUUGUUUUUGUGAAGGUGUAAUUUGUUUGUUUUUUAAUGUCUUGUUUUUUAUGCUUAAUCAUUUAAGAACGUUGGGAAGGAAUAGAGAAAAAACAUAUCACUCUGAAGGAUACUAAAAUUAUUACAAUCUUCCCGUCAAAAAUUAUAGGGACCCCAUCAGGUCUCAAAAUAUGCAUAAAAUCUUAUGCUUUAGUAUGAAAAUUGUGGGACAUAACCUGAUAAAUCUUGUGAGUAAUAAAAUUAGAUACAGAAAUUGGUAAAAGAAUAGAAACAAAAACACACACACCUAAAAAUAAAUCAUAGAAUUUAUUUACCCAUAAGUCUUUCAGCUUUUUAUACACAUGUUUAUACAUCAUGACAUCCUUCUGUAUAUGUAUGAUAUUGUCAUAUAUAUAUAUGAUGACAUCAUAAUAUCAUGACAUCAUUAUUUAUAUUAUUACAUCAUAGUAUCAUUUGACUUAUAUCAUUUAAAAAAACAUUUAUUUUUUAUUGUGAAGACUUAAGCUUAGCUGGUCAUUAAAGGGACUCCACUGAGGUUUUUAUACAUGACAGGAGUGGAAAUUAUUUUUCUAGAUUUUUAUGCCGUUUGAUGUAGGUCUAGCCCAAUAAUUGGUAUGAGAAAUUAGAUCAUUCGCUCACUCAUUUUUUUUUUCCAGAAUAAUUAUUUUAAUUGUGAAAAUUACCGAAAACUCUUUUCUCUAAAAUAAAGCUGAGAAAUUCUAUAAAAAUUUGAUUUUCAAUUUACUUCUGUGUAUAUUUCUCAAUUAUCUUUUGCAUAUAUUUUUCUUUUUUCAGUGCCACAUUUGGUCUAUGUCAGAAAUUCAAAUUUCAUUUUUGGACCUUUUUGGACCUCAGUGGAGUCCCUUUAAGUGCCGAUAGGUGUAUACUUACACUGUAUACUGCCAAUUGAUAAAAGUUGUUAUGAUGAUAAACGCUCUUAGGGUUUAAUAGCACAUUAUGCCUGAGAAAAUUAACUAUUUAUUCAUCUUAAAAAGAGGCAAACGUGUGUUUAGUAAUGUUUUAAUAAUGUAUUUAAAACAGUUAGAUUUCUGUCACCCGAAGGAAGAAUAGCUGAAUGUGAAAUAAUUUGAAAUAAAGGUAUCAAAUUGUAAAUAAAGUGGUAUUUUGACUUCCAUACUAAAUACUAAUUCACCAAUAAAUAUAUAAGUAAAAAACAGCCAACUAUGUUUCAGCCUUAUGGUAAAGAAGUACUUUCAGCUCACCAAAAGCAAAGAAAAAUAAAAAAAUGUUGAGAAAGGAUGAAAAUAGGAUUUACUGGGGAAGCUUGAUGGGCAUUUAAAUUUUUAGAUGCUUUUUAUCACUGCAGUGGUUCUAGCCAAACAGUCU